UUUGGAGACCGGAAGGCGCGUGAGGCUCUCGACCGCGCGCAUCAGACGCUUCAGCCUCCGCUUCAACCUCACCUCCGAGUCCGCACCAUGGCUCUGCUCAGCUUCAGCGGCUAUAGACCUGACUCCAGACCCUAUGGACCCUCCGUUGGGGGGGCCCGGAGCCUCACGGACCGAGCCAGUCACUACACCUUCGGGACCAGGUCUCCGGAGCUGGCCCUCCCGCUGGGCCUGGACACCGCGGGCUUCCUGGCGCGCUGCGGCCGGGCCGGGGGUCCGGAGGCCCCGGGGGGCAUCGAGCUGAACCACGGGACCACCACGCUGGCCUUCAAGUUCCGCCACGGGGUGAUCGUGGCGGUGGACUCCAGGGCGUCGGCGGGCAGCUACAUCGCGUCCAAGGAGGCGAACAAGGUGAUCGAGAUCAACCCCUUCCUGCUGGGGACCAUGUCAGGAAGCGCUGCCGACUGCCAGUACUGGGAGAGGCUGCUGGCCAAGGAGUGCAGGCUGUAUGAGCUGAGGACCAGCAGGAGGAUCUCAGUGUCUGCUGCCUCCAAGCUGCUCACCAACAUGAUGCUGGGCUACAAGAACAUGGGGCUGUCCAUGGGCAGCAUGAUCUGUGGCUGGGACCAGAAGGGUCCUGGUCUCUACUAUGUGGACGACAACGGCUGCCGCCUCUCGGGGGCCAUGUUCUCCACGGGCUGCGGCAACAGCUACGCCUACGGCGUGAUGGACAGCGGUUACCGUGACGACCUGACGGUGGAGGAGGCGUGUGAGCUGGGCCGGCGUGGCAUCGCCCACGCCACGCACCGCGACGCCUACUCCGGGGGCGUGGUCAACGUGUACCACAUGAAGGCGGACGGCUGGGUGAAGGUGUGUAAGGAGGACGUCUCAGAGCUGAUCCACAGAUACAGGAAGGACAUGUUCUGACCUCUGACCUCCCACCUGGAGCCCCAUGUGACCCGGCCAGAGGACGGGCUCCUGAUCAGCUCUCAUCAUCACAUCACUCAUGAUCACCGAACGUCGUGUCCAGGAAUGUUUUAAUAAAACGCAGAGAGCAGAACACUGGGACUCCUGUGAGCUCAUUGCACCAAACAUACUCAACGCCUUAGUUCCAGCUCGUUUUCAUCUACAAGCUUCAGUUAAAACCCCUAAAUAGCAUCGCUCGGGUACAUUGGAACUCCACUGAAAAGGUGACGAGUGAUUAGUGACUUUUCCUUUGUUUUUCCUGACCUUCCAAGCCCACUAAGACAGACUUCCAGUGGUGUUGUGAGAUAAAACACAAAGUCUUCGAUAAGGUGAAGAGAAGAUUCAGUUAAGCCUUUAAAAUGUGAGUCCGAAAAAGUUUAUACACACAAUUUCAAUGCGUUGAAAUCACACAUUAUAGCCUAGCUUGUGUUGUUAGCAUGAAUGCUACGUUCAGGUGUCUAAAUGAUCUACCGGUAUUCAGGUUGGCUACAGGCUACGUGAUAACUAAACCGACAUUUAGACAUUGGUCAUUCAUAAAUAGUAGUUAUUGGGUAAUAAAUACCUUGUGAUACAUCGUACCUGACGCAGACUGAACCACCCCUGCGACUCGGUCCGACCGACUCCACGGUCCAGUGAACAACGUAGGAACCGUUUAAGCUUGACAUUGUGUUUCUAGGUCACAUAUUGACGUUGUUUAAGCUCUGUGACGUCUGCAACGGUUAGCUUUAGGGAUAGCCACCUCGGGCUAAAGCGUCAAGAACGUCCUCGCACUCUAGCCUCAACGUCAAGGAGACCCACGGGAAAUACAAUCCGGUAUUCAAUUAAACUAUUAAAGUGGGAUUCUGAAAAAAUAAUUUCCGUUCGAAAAAUAGGUUUGAACGCAGGUUAACGGUUAAAAUUGACCAAGUUGAAAAGUCUGAAGUCAAAUACUCUUAAAACAUUACCAUCACUGAUGAAUACUGUUAGAAUAUUACUAUCACAGACAGACAGACAGACAGACAGACAGACAGACAGAUCAUUUAUUGUCCCCUUGGGGAAAUUAUUCUCAGUGAAUAGCCAGAUACACAUGACCGUUAACAACAACAUAAAAACCAACAAAAAAUAAACAACCACUGACAAAACAAGCCCCCAAAAUCAUAUUUCCCACGUAGUUCAAGGACACAGCUAAAGAUGUUGGCAUUUUAAACCAACAAUUAAAACCUUUUUAAAUGUUUGUUUAAAAAGCUGAUGGAUUGUGGAAUUAAUGAAUGUUUUGUCCUAUUUUUGGAGAGGGCUAGGUAUCGAGACCUGCUACUUGAGGGUAAAAUUCAAAGGUGGAAAAAAGUGGGGGUUUUGAAUUUUCUAAAUUAUUUUCUGCUUUACUCUGAACUCUCUCUGUAGGUGUUUUCAAGACUAUUUAAAUGAGUACCUAACAGCUGGCAGUGGUCCCUAUUUUCCUAAGCCUACUCUCCUGUGCUUCUGCUGUGCUGCCGAACCAGCAUAUUAUGCAGAAGGUACAGACACUCUCCACAUAAGAAGUGCAGAACAUCUUAGCCAUUUUGCAGUCUACAUCAAAUGGAACGAAUUAAAGCCUUUGCUGUCCUUUUUUCUGAAUGAGUUCCGUGUACUGCUCCCACUUCAACUUGUUGAAUGGGUUAACCAAGUGAUGGUUAGUGCUUGGUUCUAUGAACAUCCUUAAUGUACCCACAGGGAUAUAUUGUUGUUUCGCUUUCUGCUGACUAAUGCAUUUUGGAAAAUCUUACUUUGGAUAAAAGCGUCCGCUAAACUCCCUCAAUGUAAAUGUAAAUGUUAAUACGGUUUCAUUCUCAUAACUAUAUAUUCCUUAAUCCAUCCUUUUAUUAAAAUAC
Messenger RNA from Gadus chalcogrammus (walleye pollock), 2810 nucleotides. RefSeq names its product proteasome 20S subunit beta 8A (gene psmb8a). The transcript has 6 exons. Lineage: Eukaryota; Metazoa; Chordata; Actinopteri; Gadiformes; Gadidae. Bases 88 to 924 code for a protein of 278 amino acids. Gene Ontology annotation, molecular function: threonine-type endopeptidase activity. The record is from RefSeq and is a predicted model, not a curated record. Gene Ontology annotation, cellular component: proteasome core complex.